Molecule: messenger RNA, 5319 nt
Organism: Amaranthus tricolor (Joseph's coat)
Lineage: Eukaryota; Viridiplantae; Streptophyta; Magnoliopsida; Caryophyllales; Amaranthaceae
Product: myosin-17-like
Exons: 39
Coding region: 365-4945 (1526 amino acids)
Biological process (GO): actin filament organization; vesicle transport along actin filament
Cellular component (GO): vesicle; actin cytoskeleton; myosin complex
Molecular function (GO): actin filament binding; ATP binding; microfilament motor activity
Source: RefSeq, a predicted model, not a curated record
UUUUUUAAAAAAUAUUCAGCUAUUAAUAAAGAAAUGAACUUUUAAUGUUUUGAAAAGAACCAUUUUUCAAUUUUCAAAAUUUAUUUCUAUAAGCAAAAAUAAGCUGUUCUUGCUUUCUUGUUCUUUCAAUUACAAAAUUUAUUGUUGCUAUUUCUGUCAAGAAACUUGGAAAUUAAACAAGUGGGUAGUCUCCUCUGUGCUGAUCUACAGCCUUGGCUUGCUGGUUUUUACUUGAGCAAGCUAACUUGGUUGGUGGGUCCCACAACUUCGGGGAAGUAAGAGAUUGAAAUUUCAUUUCAAUUUGGUGGGUUUUGGAUAAGUUGAAACUUGAAGCGAAAAAGAUCGAAUUAUUAGCAUAACCCAGAUGGCUACAUCAGUGAAUAUAAUUAUAGGCUCACAUGUAUGGGUGGAAGACUCUAAGUUAGCCUGGAUUGAUGGAGAAGUUAUUCGAAUCAGUGGUGACGACGUUCAUGUCCGGACUACAUCCGGAAAAACAGUUAUCACCAAGAUUUCUAAAGUGUUUCCGAAAGACACGGAAGCCCCACCUGCAGGAGUUGAUGACAUGACACGACUUUCGUAUUUACAUGAACCUGGUGUCUUACAAAACCUGGCUACAAGAUAUGAAUUAAAUGAAAUAUAUACAUAUACUGGCAAUAUCCUCAUUGCUGUGAAUCCCUUUCAAAGACUUCCUCAUUUGUAUGAUACACACAUGAUGCAACAAUAUAAAGGAGCAAGUCUAGGGGAGUUGAGUCCUCAUGUUUUUGCGAUUGGUGAUGUUGCCUACAGGGCAAUGAUCAAUGAGGGAAGGAGUAAUUCAAUUCUGGUUAGUGGAGAGAGUGGUGCUGGUAAAACAGAGACAACAAAGAUGCUUAUGAGAUAUCUAGCUUACUUGGGUGGGCGAUCCGGGGUAGAGGGAAGAACUGUUGAGCAACAAGUUCUGGAGUCAAAUCCAGUGCUGGAAGCAUUUGGUAAUGCAAAAACUGUUAGAAACAACAAUUCCAGUCGGUUCGGUAAAUUUGUUGAAAUCCAGUUUGACAAGAACGGAAGGAUAUCAGGGGCUGCAAUCAGAACUUAUCUUCUUGAAAGGUCACGUGUUUGCCAAAUUUCAGAUCCUGAGAGGAACUACCAUUGCUUCUAUCUUCUCUGUUCUGCACCAACUGAGGAAAUCGAAAAAUAUAAGUUGGGGAACCCAAAAUCAUUCCAUUAUUUGAAUCAAUCGAGUUGUUAUGAACUGGAGGGUGUGAAUGAUGCUCAUGAGUAUCUCGAACUAAGGAGAGCUAUGGAUAUAGUUGGAAUCAGCGAGGAUGAACAGGAGGCAAUUUUCAGGGUUGUUGCUGCAAUUCUUCACCUUGGUAAUGUCAAUUUUGUCAAGGGAGAUGAGAUAGAUUCAUCUGCUAUCAAGGAUGAGAACUCUAGGUUUCAUCUCAAUACAACAGCAGAACUUUUUAGGUGCGAUGCUCAGAGCCUAGAAGAUGCAUUGAUAAAACGUGUCAUGGUGACACCAGAAGAAGUCAUUACAAGAACUCUUGAUCCUGUAAAUGCUCUAGCAAGCAGGGAUGCAUUGGCUAAGACAGUAUACUCUCGCUUGUUUGACUGGAUUGUGGAAAAAAUUAAUAUUUCAAUUGGACAGGAUCCAAAUUCAAAAUCUAUUAUUGGGGUUCUUGAUAUCUAUGGUUUUGAAAGUUUCAAAUUCAACAGCUUUGAGCAGUUCUGCAUCAAUUUUACAAAUGAAAAACUCCAGCAGCAUUUCAACCAGCAUGUCUUCAAGAUGGAGCAAGAAGAAUACUCCAAAGAGGAGAUAGAUUGGAGCUAUAUAGAAUUUGUUGAUAACCAGGAUGUGUUAGAUUUAAUUGAGAAGAAACCUGGAGGAAUUAUUUCCCUACUUGAUGAAGCCUGUAUGUUCCCCAAGUCCACACAUGAAACAUUUGCUCAGAAGUUGUACCAGACUUUUGCUAAAAAUAAACGCUUUAAAAAACCAAAGCUUUCUCGGACUGAUUUUACUAUAUCACACUAUGCUGGGGAGGUUAUGUAUCAAGCUGAUCUGUUUCUGGAUAAAAAUAAAGAUUAUGUGGUGGCAGAGCAUCAAGCAUUGCUGACAGCCUCAAAGUGUGAUUUUGUCGCUGCACUUUUUCCUCCACUUCCAGAGGACUCAUCAAAAUCAUCCAAGUUUUCUUCAAUUGGAUCAAGAUUUAAGCUGCAACUUCAAUCCUUGAUGGAGACAUUAAGUGGGACUGAGCCUCAUUAUAUAAGGUGUGUGAAGCCAAAUAAUGCGUUGAAGCCUGCCAUUUUUGAAAAUGUGAACGUCAUCCAACAGCUACGCUGUGGUGGUGUCCUUGAGGCCAUUAGAAUAAGCUGUGCUGGAUAUCCUACCAGAAAGUCAUUCUAUGAGUUCCUUCUUCGUUUCGGUGUCCUUGCACCUGAAGCUCUGGAAGGAAAUUAUGAUGACACGGUUGCAUGCCAGAUGAUUCUAGAUAAAAUGGGGCUGCAAGGAUACCAGAUAGGCAAGACGAAAGUUUUCCUCAGAGCGGGCCAGAUGGCUGAACUGGAUGCUAGAAGGGCAGAGGUCUUAGGUAAUGCUGCAAGAAGAAUCCAGCGGAGGAUUCGCACUUAUAUUGCUCGCAGAGAUUUUGUGGACCUCCGGGAAUCUGCAAUUCAGCUACAGGCUUUGUGUCGAUACAGAAUGGCCUGUAACCAAUAUGAACAAUUGCGGCGUGAGGCUUCAGCUCUAAGAAUUCAGACGAAGUUCCGCCAGCAUGUAGCCAGAAAAGCUUAUUUAGCUGUACGCUUAUCUGCAAUCACCUUACAGACUGGAUUAAGAACAAUGACUGCACGCAAUGAAUUUAGAUUGAAGAAACGGACAAAAGCUGCCAUCCACAUCCAGGCCAAUUGGCGUUGUCACCAUUCUUAUGGUUAUUACAAGAAACUCUACAAGGCUGCCAUUGCUACUCAGUGUGAAUGGAGGUGCAGAGUUGCAAGAAAGGAGCUCAGAAAGCUUAAAAUGGCUGCAAGAGAAACUGGCGCCCUUAAAGAAGCCAAAGAUAAGCUUGAGAAACGUGUAGAGGAAUUGACAUGGCGUUUGCAACUUGAGAAGCGCUUGCGGACUGACCUUGAGGAGGCGAAAGCCCAAGAGACUACACAGCUACAGGAUGCAUUGCAUGCCAUGCGAUUACAACUUGAAGAAGCUAAAACUAUGGUGAUUAAAGAAAGAGAGGCUGCUAGAAAAGCAAUUGAAGAAGCACCGCCUGUAAUUAAGGAAACUCCUGUUCUUAUUCAGGAUACAGCAAAGAUUGAUUCGUUAACAACUGAACUUGAAACGGUCAAGGCUUUACUGCAAUCGGAGACACGGUCAAAAGAUGAGGUGAAGCAAUCUUAUACAGCAAUGUUGACGAAAAAUGAAGAACUAAUAAAGAAGCUAGAAGAGGCAGAGAAAAAAACAAAUCAGCUACAAGAUUCAAUGCAAAGGCUUGAAGAAAAGGUUUCUAAUUUGGAAUCUGAGAACCAGGUUCUUCGCCAACAAGCAGUAGCCAUAUCUCCAACAGGCAAAGCUUUGGGCAUGCGACCCAAAACAACAAUUAUAUUGAGGACUCCAGAAAAUGGAAAUGUUGUGGAUGGAGAAAUUAAAAGAGUAUCGGCGCUUGCUCCAGUACCGUAUACUCCUGAGAGUGAAGCUAAACCCCAGAAAUUCCUUAAUGAGAAGCAACUGGAAAACCAAGAUCUUUUAAUAAAGUGUAUAUCACAAGACCUUGGGUUUUCAAAAGGCAGGCCUAUUGCUGCAUGUUUGAUCUACAAAUCUCUUCUUCAAUGGCGAUCAUUUGAGGUUGAAAGAACAAAUAUUUUUGAUCGUAUCAUUCAAACAAUAUCUGCAGCAAUUGAGACCCAGGAUAACAAUGAUGUCUUGUCAUACUGGUUAUCUAAUUCAGCCACAUUGCUGUUGUUGCUUCAACGUACAUUAAAAGCUAGUGGAGCGGCUAGUCUAACUCCACAUCGAAGGAGAACGUCUUCUUCAGCUUCUUUAUUUGGUAGGGUGUCUCAGGGACUUCGCGCUUCUCCGCAGAGUGCUGGCUUCUCUUUGUUCAAUGGUCGUGCUCUUGGUGAAGAGUUGCGUCAAGUUGAGGCGAAAUAUCCUGCUUUGCUUUUCAAACAGCAACUUACUGCUUUCCUUGAAAAGAUAUAUGGCAUGAUCAGAGAUAAUCUAAAAAAAGAGAUUUCUCCAGUGCUUGGUCUAUGCAUCCAGGCACCUAGAAAUUCCCGGGGAAGUCUAGUGAAGGGACGUGCUCAGGCCAAUGCAGUUGCUCAACAAGCAUUGAUUGCUCACUGGCAGAACAUUGUUAAAAGCCUAAAUAACUAUCUGAACACUAUGAGAGCAAACUAUGUUCCACCAUUUCUUAUUCACAAAGUGUUUACACAAACAUUUUGUUUUAUCAAUGUUCAGCUCUUCAAUAGUCUUCUGUUGCGUCGUGAGUGCUGCUCAUUUAGCAAUGGGGAAUAUGUUAAAGCGGGUCUGGCUGAGCUAGAGCAAUGGUGUCAUGAUGCGACAGAGGAGUAUGCGGGUUCUGCAUGGGAAGAACUGAAGCACAUAAAACAAGCAGUUGGAUUCUUGGUUAUCCACCAAAAGCCCAAGAAAAGCUUAAACGAAAUAAAGAACGAUUUGUGUCCUGCGCUCAGCAUUCAGCAGUUAUACCGCAUCAGUACGAUGUAUUGGGAUGACAAAUAUGGCACACACAGUGUAUCUGCAGAGGUUAUUUCAAGUAUGAGAGUCCAAAUGACAGAGGAAUCAAACAAUUCUGUAAGCAGUUCGUUCCUCCUAGAUGAUGACUCGAGCAUUCCAUUUUCAGUCGAUGAAAUAUCCAAGUCUAUGGAACAAGUCGAAUUGGCUGAUGUCGAUCCCCCACCAUUGCUUCGCGAAAAUUCAGGCUUUGCUUUUCUCUUGCAACGCUCCGAUUGAUUAAAUAUUCCAUCAUCACUCCUCUUGCCGCUCUAAUUACCUGCGCAGGAUACAUUCACUUGUACAUUGUCGCUGUGAAGAUUCUAAGUAUAUCCCUGUACAUUCACACCUAGGCGUAUAUUUAUUCCGUCUUGGUUGUUUUUUUUUUUUUUUUUUGCAAUCUUUUUUUUGUUCUUUUAUUUUUUUUUCAGGCACGACAUAUUUGUUUUGAUGGACAAUGUGUGCAUUAAGCAUGCACAAAACAAUGGGUUUUUAGCUGCAUAAUAGUGCAGAAAGCCCCUUUUUUCUGGUGGCUCAAUGUAUAUCAUGUGUUAUUUGCUGUAAUGGUGCUGUAAAAAUUCACGUUUGAUGAAAUUAAAAUAUUAUUUUUUAAA